Plasmodium vinckei vinckei is the source of this 2310-nucleotide messenger RNA. RefSeq names its product CIR protein PIR protein. Lineage: Eukaryota; Apicomplexa; Aconoidasida; Haemosporida; Plasmodiidae. Bases 1 to 2310 code for a protein of 769 amino acids. The record is from RefSeq and is a predicted model, not a curated record. The transcript is spliced from 3 exons.
AUGGACACUAAAAAAAUGUGUAAGUUAUUUCAUGAAGCUGAUAGUUAUUUUAAUGGUAAAGAUGUCAAUACCCAGAAAAUUAACAAUGAAGUAACCAUCAAAGGAUAUUGUAAUAAUGGUGGUUGUAAAACAAAUGAAGAUGGUAUUAAUGCUUUGGCCGCAUAUAUAUAUAUGAAAUUCAAAGGGUUAAUAAUAAUAAAAACUCAGCAUAAUAACUAUGAUGAAUAUUUAUUGAUGUGGAUAAGUGAUAAAUUAUUUAAGAUGUACCACGAAAGCAAAGGCGAGAAUAAAAAAAAAGGCUUUGUCUAUCCUAUUACUUUAAAUCAAGCUUAUGAAGAAUAUUUAGAUAAAUAUAAACAAAGAUGGGAUUUUUGGGUUCUUUUAGAUAUGCAGCAGGGUUUGAAAGGAGCGAAUCUUAAGUAUAUGAGCGAAUUUUAUAAAUUACUUAAUAAUAUAUGUAAAACAAUUGUAGAUUAUAAAAAUAAAGGUGUCAAAAGUAGUCAACUUUCUAAAUAUUCAAAAAAUUGCCUUAAUCAAUAUAGAAUCCUUUAUAUGAACAUUCCUAAAUGCAAAUCAUAUCUUGAUUUAUUGAAUAAAUUAAAAGGUAUAUAUGAUGAUUUUAGAAGUCGUUCUAUUAAGAAUACUGAUUCAAAAAAUGAUUUAAAAACUAAACUUAUAAAACUUACACUAGGAAAUGGAGAAGAGAUGAAGGCGGUGAAAGGUUUUAAAAGAUAUGACUUCAGUAAUGAACAAUGUAAACUCCCCAAAAAAAAAAAAAAAAUAGUCUCACCACCAUUACAAUCUUCUUCAAAAAAAGAACCGCCGCCGCUACACGACACAAAAACAAAAGAACCAAAACUACAAUUAUCACCAGAAUCAGCACCACAAUCAUCAGAGUCACAACAAACACCAACACCAUUGCCAACGACACCGCAGGUGCAAAAACAUGAUUCACCAUCUACAUCACCAUCACCUGAAAAAGAAUCAUCUCAACUUAAAUUACCAAAUUCCCCACAAUCACAAGAACCAAAGUCAGAUACAUCACCAAAAGAUCAAUCAAUUGAGCAAAAAGAUUCAGGUGGUGACACAGAAAAUCAAAAGAGUCCCCAAAAUGAUUUAAAUAAGCAUGAUCAAACUCCAGUUACCAAUAAAGGAGGCUCCGAUGAUGGGGAAGGUGUCAAAGAUAGUGAACCAGAGGGCUCAGGUAGUGGAUCAGGUGAUCAAGGCAGUAACAAUGGUGGAUCAGAAGAUUUAAAUGGUGGGACAAGCGAUACAGACAAGGGGCCAUUAAAUACAGGUGGUGGAGGAAAUGGUGAAUUGACUGGUACAAAUACUGAAAAAGGUGAUUCAGAAGAUGGAUUAGUUGAUAAAGUUAAUGAAGCAGGAGAUAUCGACAAUGGGAAAGAUGUUUCAAAAGGUGGAGAAGGUAAUGUAUCAGGUGGCGAUCAAAAAAGUCCAGAUGGAUCAGGAGAUUCAGAUAGUGUAUCAGGUGGUGGAGCUGGAGGUACAAAUAGUGUACCAGGUGAUCAAAUAUCUAAUGGUAGCCAAGGUGAUGAAAAUACCAGUCAACAAGGUACAAGUGGUGGAUCAGAUCAUGGUACAGGUAAUCAAGGAAGUUCAAGCCAUCAAGGAGGAGAUACAGGUGGCGAUAAACGAAAUCAAGAUGGAUCAGACGGCACAGGGGGCGGGGUACCCACACCUAAUGAACCAUCAUCACCCCUCCCAAAAGAUUUACCUCAAAGUCCGCCAGGAACGCCACACACUUCAUUACCGUCGCAAAAUCCUAAGGAGCAAACUAACCCAGUUCAAUCGUCUCAGGAUCCAUCUGGAAAUAAAAAUUCUGAUAAAACCGAUCAACAAGAAGCUCAAAAGCCAGUAUCCAAUCCAGUGACUAAACAAGAAAAUCCAGGAACCGAAUUAAAAGGAAAUGGAAUAACAGGAAUAGAUGAUGGAUAUGUAUUAAAAAAAUACAAAAAAAUUGUAAUUUCAAUUAUAGUUAUUCUAAUACCCAUUACUUUAACUAUUCUGUACAAGUAUUUGUCAUUUGGGCGGAGAAAGGAAUUGAAGAAAAAAACAAACAUGAAAAAGGUUAUAAAUUCAAUUGGAGGAAAAAAACAAAUACAAAUAAUUAUAAAAUCAUCUAGUCGAAAAAAACAGACUAAAAAAUCUAUAAAUUCCGUUCAUAGGAAAAAACCUUCAUUAUUAAAUAUAUACAAGAUUAUGCAGGCUGAUCCUGUACCAUUUAUUAAUUUAUUUUUUUUAUUGAUUUUUUUUGUUUAUAAAAGAAAAUCUGAUUUUUUGGAAUUAUAA